Boeremia exigua is the source of this 642-nucleotide messenger RNA. RefSeq lists its product as uncharacterized. The transcript has 2 exons. The record is from RefSeq and is a predicted model, not a curated record. Gene Ontology annotation, molecular function: oxidoreductase activity. Bases 319 to 642 code for a protein of 107 amino acids. Lineage: Eukaryota; Fungi; Ascomycota; Dothideomycetes; Pleosporales; Didymellaceae.
GCAUGGACAUUUUGCGAAACUCACCCCGCCCGAUAAGAUGAACCAGACCGAAGGUAUUCGGCAAAGAUACGUCAUCCCGACGAGCCUACAUACAAGAAGUCUCACGUCGGUUGUACUUCGUACUGUAUGCACCUUGUGUACCGAGCAAGCCAGCCUAUCUCCGGAGAGUAACACGAGUAAAAGCACUCGCUAACCUUCAGGUGGAUUGUUUCUUGGUAACGCCUAGACUUACGGCUUCUCAGUAUUUAAAGCCAUCUCAUAAGCAACUUGCUUCAUCAUCAUACUCCUACCAGUAUAAUAGCAAAGUAUUCUUUCAGGAUGCCUUUCACCGUCACCGUUCUGUUUUCAAACGUCGCCGAUGCGAAGUACAAUGAGGAGUACUACAAGAGCCACCACAUGCCACUCGUACUUGAGAAGUGGGCAAAGUACGGCAUGAAGAGCUUUGUCAUCACAAAGUUUGUUGCCGGAGUCGGGGGCGAGCAACCAGUCUACUCUUUCGGAGCUACGGUGGACUGGGAAACCGAAGAAGCAGCAAGGGAAGCUUUCGCGGGUCCCGAAGUAGGGGAGAUUAUGGCGGAUGUACCAAACUUCAGCAACAAGCCACCUGUCUUCCUUCUCGGUGCACCAGCCGGCAGUGGAUGA